AUGGAACGAACUCGUCAGGGUGUUGACGAAUGGAAGGACGUACGCACCCUCUCGUACGAUGCCUCGACCGACCGACCAGAAGCCCAGCCCGUCACGACCGCAUCUCGUCCAGACGUGUGCCCCCCGCUGUCGACCCUGCCUGCGCGAGAGCUGCAGGAGUCUCGCCAGGCCCAUCCGCGCGUACCGUCGGCCUGCACGUCGGUGACAGGACCUUCCACCGAAGAACCGCGCCCUCCGAGCACUGGCGCGAAGAACGGUGCAUCUUGCAGCACCACGGCGUCCGCCCGAUCGGUAGCUGCCAUCCGCGCGUUCGCUUCCGCGGACAUGGCGCGCGAGGUGCCCGAACAAGCGACGGCGACUCGGGGCGGCUGUCAUCGCGCUGAUGAGCACCCCGAGCCGGCGAGGCAUAAAAGCGAGGGCUGGGAGAGCGACGGGGCAUCGACGGGCUCGAGCGCGACGAUCAGCGACGCGACCUCGGCGCGGGUGGCCGUGCACGGGAUCACCGUCGUCGGGGUGCGCGACGGCGGGAGCAGGUGA
Molecule: messenger RNA, 537 nt
Organism: Fomitopsis serialis
Lineage: Eukaryota; Fungi; Basidiomycota; Agaricomycetes; Polyporales; Fomitopsidaceae
Exons: 4
Coding region: 1-537 (178 amino acids)
Source: RefSeq, a predicted model, not a curated record